AUGCAUACAUCUUUAGAAAAGCAAUUAAUAGAAAAAGAAACAAUUGUAUCAAUAAAAACAUCUGAAAUAAAUACAAUCGAAGAAUGUUAUCAACAAUAUUUAGAAGAAGCUAAAAUGAUUUUACGUCACAUAGAUUCACGUAGUGCUAAUGUAAUAAUUAAUCAAGAAUUACAAUUCUUACGUAAAAAACGUCAGGAAAAAGAUCGAAAAUUAAAAGAUCUUCAAAGUAUGAAUAAACAAUAA
Molecule: messenger RNA, 243 nt
Organism: Rotaria sordida
Lineage: Eukaryota; Metazoa; Rotifera; Eurotatoria; Philodinida; Philodinidae
Source: the annotation of a GenBank genome assembly